UUCUGUUUCAUUUUCUUUUAUAGACACUAUGGCCAAGGGCUUUAUAGACACUCCUGUUGAGGAGAACUCUAUAACCCGCCCAUCAAGCUUAAACACAGGCGAAAUCCGCCAGGCCCCACAGGUGGCACAAAAUGGUGGUGAUGCAAACACAGGAGGAGCAGAAGAAGCACUAGAUGGAAGAAUAGAGGAAAACUUAGUGUCUGCCAUUUCAUCACCACCACCAUACAGUGCCAGUUUUUCUCCAGCCUCUGCUUCUUCAGGGUCUCCAGGCCCUGAGUAUCAGGCAGAUCACCAUUUCUCACUCCCGAUUCUACCUCCUUAUCAACAGAAUGCUAAUAGGUCUGUAGAGGAGCUCAAUGAACUAGCUUUACAGGACAGCGAAAACAAUAAUGUUGAUGAAAACUCAAACGACCAGCAGUACGACCAGUAUGCAAACUACCACCAAGAGUAUGGCCGUCACCAGUUCGUGCCAGACCAGUCAGUCAGGCCACGCACAAGGAUGAGUCAGCCGAGCAGUGAUGAACCCGACCAUGUCCCUUACAAUAAUGAAUAUUCCAUAAGGAGACGCAGUGGAAGCUUCUCUCACAGGAGGAAUCAGUCAGAGGAUCUCUCUCUCUCCUCAGCAUCCUUUGACAGUGGACUGGGCUAUCCACAGCUGCCGAAUGUUAAUUCUGCUGCUGGUUACAGCCAGACAUACAGACUACCAAGACUGCCAUCUCAGCAAGAUCGUUGGAUUGAAGAGAGGCGUCCUCCUCGCUGUGCACAAACUGGAGCUCAUGAUACACCACGUGGGUGGUUUCCUCUAAGCUUAAGAGGAGGUGGAUAUGGGCCGCAGCCACCACCAACGCAGGAAAAUGUCAGACAGGAGGCACAAGAGCUGCUUCUGAACUUCACAUCAGAUGAACUUCAACGUCACCAUCUGCAUGUAUCAGAGAAUGACAUAAUCAGAAAAGGAUUUAGUAAUCCUGCAAUGAUAAGGGCUGGACAGGAGUUAAGAAUGUUGGCAGAUGCUUUUGCUGAAACAGAAGAAAGAAAGAGUGUACGCCGCAUGGCAGAAAAGGUCAACAUGGCUUCUAUUAACAUGGAAAACUUUUUCUCUCUUUGUGGGGAACUGUUUCAUGGUGGAAUCACAAGAGAGCGAAUUGUGGCCCUGUUCACCUUUGUAGGGGAUGUUGCUGUGCACCAAGUGAGACACCGUGGAGAACAGUUCCUCAGUGUGCUGCUCAAGUGGUCAUUUAGAUACCUGGUUGACCACAUUUGCAAGUGGGUCCAGGAGGCUGGUGGCUGGGGGGUGGUGCUGAACCAGGGUAUGAAUUUUAUCUACAAAAGUGUCGUGUUCAUGUGCUGCCUUGUUGGAACAGUUGCUGGUGGAGUCUACAUAUGGAAAUCUCUCAAGGAAAUGUAACAGUGACUGCAAGAUAGGUUUUAUCAUUUGUCGCUGUUGAGAGAUGUCCACACAUGUUUUUUUUCUCUUUCAGCAUCUUGUGACUUUCUGCAUAAAAUGUUUUUAAAAAGAGUUGUCCGCAGUCAUGCAGAUGUUCAGCUGUUUACUCUUUCCUUGGCUUACGAUUAUGCCUGUACAUAGGCUUAGUCUAAAGUGUUAGCAUCAGUUGUUGGAAAUAGUUGAAUAGACAAGUGUUUCUUGUGAUUUUUAAGGACUGAAUGAAGAGGUGCAUGUAAAUAGGUAUUACUGUUAUGUGAUAUUAUUUCUUAUGUCUAUAAAACAAUCCCAGAGUUGCAGAGUGAAAACUUGCAGUGAUAAAAGGGAAGAGAUAGGAAAAUUAAAGUAUUAGAAAAAGUGAGAUGCACACUUUAACUUUUAUAAUUAAAGAGUAUAAAAUGUUUCUGUAAAUAAUUGACAGCAAUCUCUCUAAACAAAGAAACAGGUGUGACCUAAGUUUAGAUUUUACAUUUUUGCUGAUCAUCACCACUGGUAAAAAAUGUCUGAUAUUUAACAAGGGGAAAAGGAUGUUCAGUGUCAUAAUUGUCAUUAUAAUUAUUCUUAUCAUUGUUAUUAUUAUUAUUAUUAUUAUUAUUAUUAUUAUUAUUAUUAUUAUUAUUAUUAUUAUUAUUAUUAUUAUCAUUAUUAUUAUUAUC
Molecule: messenger RNA, 2097 nt
Organism: Penaeus vannamei (Pacific white shrimp)
Lineage: Eukaryota; Metazoa; Arthropoda; Malacostraca; Decapoda; Penaeidae
Source: RefSeq, a predicted model, not a curated record